AUGGCCUACUGGCUGAUGAAGAGCGAGCCGGGCACCUGGUCCUGGGACGACCAGGUGGCCAAGGGGACCGAGCACUGGGACGGGGUGCGCAACUACCAGGCCAGCAACAACAUGAAGGCCAUGAAGUGCGGCGACCGCGCCUUCUUCUACCAUUCGGUCAACGAGAAGCGGAUCGUCGGCAUCGUCGAGGUGGUCAAGGAAUACUACCCCGACCACACCGACCCCUCGGGCCGCUUCGGCAUGGUCGACGUCAAGGCGCUGCGCCCCUUCGCGCGGCCGGUCAGCCUGGCCGAGAUCAAGGCCGACGGGCGCUUCGACGACCUGCCGCUGCUCAAGCAGUCGCGCCUGUCGGUGCAGCCGGUGCCCGACGCGGCCUGGCGCCAGCUCUGCGCCCUGGGCAAGACCGAUCCCGACUGA
Symbiodinium necroappetens is the source of this 417-nucleotide messenger RNA. The record is from the annotation of a GenBank genome assembly. NCBI's taxonomy places the organism in Eukaryota, Dinophyceae, Suessiales, Symbiodiniaceae.